Messenger RNA from Eptesicus fuscus (big brown bat), 634 nucleotides. RefSeq names its product erythroid transcription factor-like. The transcript is spliced from 3 exons. NCBI's taxonomy places the organism in Eukaryota, Metazoa, Chordata, Mammalia, Chiroptera, Vespertilionidae. Bases 1 to 510 code for a protein of 169 amino acids. Gene Ontology annotation, molecular function: DNA-binding transcription factor activity, RNA polymerase II-specific; zinc ion binding; RNA polymerase II cis-regulatory region sequence-specific DNA binding. The record is from RefSeq and is a predicted model, not a curated record. Gene Ontology annotation, biological process: negative regulation of transcription by RNA polymerase II; cell fate commitment; positive regulation of transcription by RNA polymerase II.
AUGUUGAGAACCACUGAUAAGGUCAGCAAGUGGGCAGGUGCCCAGUGCACCAACUGCCAGACAACCACCACGACAGUGUGGCGGAUGAAUGCCAAUGGAGACCCUUUGUGCAAUCCCUGCGGACUCUAUUACAAGCGACACCAGGUGAACCGACCAGCAAUCUUGUGGAAUGAUGUUGUAAAGACUAGAAAGCGCAAGGCAUCACAGAAAAAGAAGAAGCCAGCGUCGAGUCUGGGAGGCGCAGGACCAGCUGAUGGGCCAGCUGGUGGCUUCACGGUGGUGGCUGGGGGCAGCGAUGGUGGGAAUUCUGGGGAAGUGGCCUCAGACUUGGCAUUGGGCCCGCCUGGCACUGCCCAUCUCUACCAAGGCCUGGGCCCCGUGGUGCUGUCAGAGCCUGUCAGCCCCCUCAUGCCUUUCCCCGGGCCCCUGUUGGGUUCACCCACAGGCUCCUUCCCCACAGGCCCCAUGCCUCCCACCACCAGCACUGUGGAGGCGCCACUCAGCUCAUGAGGACACAGAGCAUGGCCUCAGAGCAGGGGUGGGGUUCCUCUCCACGUGGAGCCAGCAGUCCCUCUACAACCCAACCCUCUGAAUCCCCAAUGCCCCUUGGUCUGGACCAUCAAUGACUUGUGAA